AAGAAGAAGAAAACGGAAGAUUCGUCUCGGCUGCAGCGACUGAAGAAUCAGUUCGUGAAGCCGUCGACAACCUUAACGAUAAAUCUCGGAAAUAUCGAUACUAAGCUCAAAGAACAAGCAAGAUAAGACACUGACUUACAAACAUGUGGAACGGACCAGGGCCAGGACCAAGGGGAGGACCACCCUUUCGCAGUGAUCAACGUGGAGAAAUGUUUGGUGGCAGAGAUCGUCCCAUGCCUGAUUAUAGAAGUAGAGAUGCGAUGAACAUGGGUCAAAUGGGCCCAAGACCUCUAGAUAUGCCACACAUGGAUAUGAGAAGGAUGGAUGGGCCACACAUGAGGGGGCAUGACAUCGACCCACGUGAUAUGCGAGGUAGAGAGCAAAACAGAGAUUUUGGCGGACCUGGAGAAGAUCCAGACUUCAGUGUACGAAGGCAAUAUGAAAUUUCUAUCAGAGACAAACUGAUGAAUGCUUCUGGUUUCCCGGGACAAGGCAGAAACUCAGACAUGGAAGGGAGGGGUAUGCCACCACAGGAACCAAACAACAGAUUUAUGGACAUGAGAGACAGAGAAUCUUUUAAAUAUGACACGCCACCUUUCAACAAUCCUAAUAUAGAUGGAAGAAGAGGGUUUCCCAUGGAGCGGAAUGAAGGAUUUAGGGACAUGCGUGAAAGGCCCCCAAAAGGCGAUGAAGGCAACGAUGGUUAUGAUAUGGACUUACCGCCACAUGAAAGGAGAAUGAUGGACACUGACAGAAGAGAAGGGCCCCCUUUCAAUCCAAGAGGCGGAUUUGAUUCUGAUAUGGAUUUCAGAAAUCGUUCAGGUCCAUCAGGUGAAUUUAGAGGUAGGGAUCGAUCUCCCUUAAGAUUUGGAAACCGUAAUGUCCCUCCAGUGGACAGGGCAAGACCAGACAUGCCUUCAGAUAUGGCUGGACCUCCAAGAUCAAAGUUUAUGGGAAACGCACCCAGGGAGAGAGAGUUCCCAGAAUCAAGUGGCAGCCCCCUAAUGGACUAUCGAAGUGGUGAAGAGAUGACUCUUGCAGAGGAAUGGAAGAAUCGUCGAAAGGAGAAGAUUCCCCCUUCAGAAAUGGGUAAAGGUAUGGGAGUUGUCCCCGCACCUAGCUUCCCUGUAGGAUUUGGCAGAGAUGUAAAUGUCAGAGAUCCACCACCAUUUCAGGAAAGGGAUAGGCCACCUGUUGAAUUCCCGGGGAAAGGGGUCGGCUUUCCUCGUGUUGACCACUUUCCUGGUAUCAAUCUACUACCAUCAACUGCCAGCAAAGCUCCACAUGUUCAUCCACCCCCGGAAAUAAGUCCCCAUACUGGCCCUCCCGGGAGAGAAAAUGAGAGCAAACAUUGGCUCGGAGAAAGAAACCCAAAGCAUAGUCAGAAUAAAUCAAUUCGUGAUGAAAGGCUUCCUUACCAUCAAGAGAAGAAUCAGCAUUCACAUUUGAUACAGGAGCCAGGUGAUUGUUUUAAAGGGAUGAAAGAUAUCCCACAAAAUCAAGGACAUGUCAGGGGUAAGAUGGGGGAAGAACAUGAUUUUCAAGGCAGCAGCACUGUGCAAGCAAAAGACCAAGACUACAGGGACAUUGAUUACAGAACAGGCCCCGGGAGGUCUUUUGACUACAAACAUGAAGCACUUCCAGUACCAGAGAAACUUCUCAAAGAGUCUAAACCAAUCGCAACUGCCAAGUUUAGUGAGUCCGGUUCUCAGGAUCAAGAUUACAGGAAUGCAUCAGUGGAAGACAAAGUUUCCAACACAAUAUCUAUAAUUGGUAUUCCAAAGACUGCCACUAUGGAGCAGAUUCUUGGUGCCUUUGCAGUCCAUGAUGGUGUGCCAAUGCAGGGGAUGAAAAUCAAAAAUGUUGUGCCAGGUUACAGCUACGAUACGGCCUAUGUGGAGUUUUUAAACCUCGAGGAUGCAGUCCACUUCAUGGAGUCCAACAAGGGAUCCCUAAAGGUUGGCAGUAGAACAACAUCCAUGAAGUUCAUUCAGCCAGAAGAGUGUGAAAGAAGUGUUCAUGAAUCAGAUCACAAAGUACCUCAACUCCAGGAGCCCCAGUUGCCCAGACCAGAUCAGCCUUUAGAGGAGUUGAAGACCAACCUAAACGGGUCCCAACCAAAAGGCCCUAUUGAACCAUUGUCCCUUACCCAGUGGCAGCGUAGCUCUGACCUGACACCUGAGGCCUGGCAGCAGCAGGUGGACCAACUGCUCCAACAACAGGAAACAGAGCAGCAGGUGGAGACCUGGGGCAACCGCAACCUUCCCCAUCACGGUUCACACCAACCUGAGUCUGUCUUUAAGGACAGCAAAACCAUGAUAAUAAAAAAUGUGAAGCCCACGACCACAGUGGAGACCAUCUUGAAGGCCUUGGAUCCCUUUGCUUAUCUGGAUGAAAGAAAUGUUCGCCUAGUCAAAGCCAAGCCACCAGGAUCCAAGUGCUUCUGCUUUGUUGACAUGGACUCCCAUGAGCAAGUGACACGUCUGGUGGAGCUCCUCACCAAACCCAGACCCCUUUAUGUUGAUGGAGUCAGAGUUUAUGCUGAGGUCGCAAAACCUCUGAAGAACCAAAACUUCAAGAGAGAAUUUGACAAACCAAACGGUUCCAUCCUUGGGUUUCCACCUGAUCCCAGCAUGAUGGGGCAGCAGCAUUUCCCACCCCCCCCACAGUUCUUGCAACCUCUGCUGCCACCUCCUGCUGCUGCUGCCGCCGCCGCUGGAUUGCAAGGUGGGGAUCAGGCACAUAAUAUUGGCAUCUUGUUCCCUGAGCCCUGUUGUGAACAGUAUUUCUACAACGCUAUAUCCCAAGAGUACUUGUACUGGGAUGCUGCAUCAAAGUCCUACAUCCCAGUCCCAGGAGGGAACCCUGCAGCCACAGCGCCGUUGCCCAUGACCGCUGAAGACCAGGCCAUUCUUUCCAACCCAGCAGCAGACGCUCCUCUGGAGAUGAAAAAAUCCUUGACUCCUAAUCCAGAAGACUCUGCAGCAUUAGUUCCCAGUGCUGAUGACGGCUGUGCGCUGGACCCUGUCCCCACUUCCUCUGCAACUCCUGAGAAGAAAGAUGAUGAUGACUCUAAAAAGGACAACGACAAGCCAAGAAGCAUCGCCGCUGUCAAGAUCAUGAAAGAUAUGGAGCGCUGGGCAAAGAUCCAGAAUCGUCAAAAGGAGACAACAGUCCGUUGUGCAUCGCCGCUGCUGCUGAGUUUCAGAGGAGACGAUGAUAGGAGGCCUUCCAAGACGGCUGACGCUGGUUUUGCUAUCUUCGAGAGGAAGAUAUCGGGUCCGGAUGAUCUUUUUAAGAAACCAAUGGCUCCUCUUAAGAAAGAUGAAAAGUCAAAGCGUUCUAUGGGCUCUCUGAGUAUGCUGGCAUCAGACUAUGCGGCUGGAAGUGAUGAAGAGAUAGAAGAAGAUAGGGAAGACGCAGCCAGAAACAGUCAGGGCCCGUCUGAAGACAAGGACAGCAAGCUGACAGACUGGAAGAAGAUGGCCUGCCUGCUGUGUAGGAGACAGUUCCCCAACAAGGACGCUCUCAUCCGCCACCAGCAGCUCUCGGACCUGCACAAACAAAACAUGGAGAUCCACCUUAAGAUCAAGAGGUCCAAGAAGGAGCUGGAGGCACUGGAGAACCAGGAGAAAGAACUAACUACAAAAGAACCCUCCAGGUCACCAGAGCCGAAGAAAAGGAAACAACACCACCACCAACAGAUGCAGCAUCAUAACUCCUGGGCUGGAGGCUCAAGGGAUAUUCAUAAAGUCAGCGAGAGACCUGGUCUUGGUCUUGGAUCUGAACCUGCCCCGCCACGAAAAAAGAAAGACCCUGUGGUUUGGGACCAUGCCACCUACAAACAGGCGGUUCGCAAGGCCAUGUUUGCACGGUUUAAGGAACUCGAGUGAUCUCAUCUGAACUCAUCCUCAAUUUGAUAUGUGAUUGGGUAAUAUGACACCCUCCCCACCUAAGCAUAAGAACGCCUCUGACGUUGCUCUGCCUCGGACAUUAUUAAACUACAGAACCACCGUUUUCUACAAUGAAUUAAGAUGAAAAUGAUGUGUCAAAAUUAAAUGACAAGACUAUUGUGGAGCUUAAUCAACUGAUACUUCUCAUCCUUAACAAUGGAUGUUGUAUAGAAAAUGUGAAUCUUGCUGUUUAACUAUUUUUGCCCAUGUUUUAUGUGUGGCCUGUGUAGAAUUAUGACAUUUUUCAAUGUGAUUUAUUUCUUUUUUUAUGAUACUGUCACACUGGCCACAAUUACAUUUUGUUUUAAACUCGAGCAAAUAUUUCCUUUUCAUGGGUCGAAGUUUCAAAUGUAUGUCCACAUGUUUAAGUAAAAAAUAUGAUGAAGUAG
Notothenia coriiceps (black rockcod) is the source of this 4342-nucleotide messenger RNA. RefSeq names its product RNA binding motif protein 6 (gene rbm6). Gene Ontology annotation, cellular component: nucleus. The transcript is spliced from 20 exons. Gene Ontology annotation, molecular function: RNA binding. The record is from RefSeq and is a predicted model, not a curated record. Bases 144 to 3893 code for a protein of 1249 amino acids. Lineage: Eukaryota; Metazoa; Chordata; Actinopteri; Perciformes; Nototheniidae. Gene Ontology annotation, biological process: mRNA splicing, via spliceosome.